Solenopsis invicta (red fire ant) is the source of this 1730-nucleotide messenger RNA. RefSeq names its product fatty acyl-CoA reductase wat. The transcript is spliced from 10 exons. Bases 130 to 1611 code for a protein of 493 amino acids. Gene Ontology annotation, molecular function: alcohol-forming very long-chain fatty acyl-CoA reductase (NADP+) activity. Lineage: Eukaryota; Metazoa; Arthropoda; Insecta; Hymenoptera; Formicidae. The record is from RefSeq and is a predicted model, not a curated record. Gene Ontology annotation, cellular component: peroxisome. Gene Ontology annotation, biological process: long-chain fatty-acyl-CoA metabolic process.
GAUUUUUCUAAAGUCAGUCUUCGGAGUUACUGCAAGUCAAAUAAACAUUUGAAAAAGUUCAAAAGUCGAUAAAUAAUAAUUAUUUUUUUAUAUCUGUGUUAACUUUACGUAUUACUAAUAGUAAAUAAAAUGGAAGUUGAAGAAUCCCAAACACCAAUACAAAAUUUUUACGCCGAACAAUCAAUCCUUAUUACAGGAAGUACCGGUUUUCUUGGAAAGGUAUUAAUUGAAAAAUUGUUACGAAGUUGCCCUGACAUUUCUACCUUAUAUUUGCUAAUACGUUCGAAAAACACGUGUCCCGAAAGCCGAUUAAACGACAUGCUUAACAUACCUCUUUAUGACAGAGUGAAAAGAGAAGUACCCAAUUUCCGCAAAAAAAUCGUGCUUAUCACAAGCAACCUUGACACCGAAGAUUUUGGAUUGGCAGAAAGUGACAAAAGCAUAUUGAUAAGUAAGGUAUCCAUAAUUUUUCAUAUUGCGGGAAAUGUACGUUUCACUGAGAAUAUCAAAACUGCUACAACGAUAAAUAUUAACGCUGUUGAUACCAUCUUAAAACUCGCAAAGCAAAUGCCAAAUUUAAAGUCACUUAUUCAUGUAUCCACCGCAUAUGCAAAUUGCCAUAUAGACCAUAUCGAAGAACGAUUGUACUCAUAUCCUAUUAAUCAUAAGAGUCUUAUUAUGAUUACACGUGACUUAUCCGAAAAUAUGAUAAAAAAGAAAAUAUCUAGGAUCAUUUCAAUAUGGCCGAAUUCAUAUACAUUCACGAAAGCAAUUGCAGAAGGGCUUAUCAGAGAAGAAUGCGAAGAUUUACAAGUUGGAAUAUUUCGACCUGGGAUGGUUACAUGUAGCGCCAAUGAACCAUUUGCCGGAUGGAUCGACAAUAAGUAUGGGCCAAUAGGUUUUUUAGCGAGUAUAAUGUGCGGUUUCACAAGAUUUCUACGUUGUAAUAGCGACCAUAAAGCAAAUAUAGUGCCAGUUGAUUUCACUGUAAAUGCGUUAAUUGCUAGCGCAUGGGACGUCUAUAAGCAAUGCAGGAAAGGCAAAGAUAUGUUAAUUUAUAAUUUUGUCUCACCGAUCGAUGGGCCUACUUGGAAUGAAUAUCUUUUGAGACAUGUCUAUCUAACUAAAAUAUAUCCCAUGCGUAAUGCUAUUUAUUUUCCACUACUGUUUCUAUUAAAGCAUAAAAUAUCAUAUAAAAUUUGCGUUUGGUUUUGUCACUUUCUUCCGGCUUUACUUAUGGACGCUGUAUACAUCUGUAUCGGUCGUAGCCCGAGAAUGUGGAAAAUAUAUGUGAAGAUCGACCAAUAUUAUAAAGUGACCCAACUUUUUUGUAACAAAGAAUGGAAUUUUUCCACUGAUAAUGUUCAAGCAAUGUGGGAUCAUCUUGAUAAAAGGGAUCAACAAUUAUUUCAGUUCAACAUGAUGGGAUUUAAUUGGACAAAAUAUUUAACUGAUCAUUAUUUGGGUAUACGACACUAUUUAUUCAAGGAAAACGAUAGUACUUUAAAAAUUAGUCGAUUAAAACAUAAAAGAUUUUACUGGGUACACCAAAUAAUCAAAAUUAUAUUUAUUUUUGUUAUCCUAUGGAUUAUUUCCAUUAUAUUUACAUGAUAACAAAAAUACAAACAAAGUAAUUUCUACGAUGUUAUUAAUACAUGUAUGGAUACCUUAUCCAAAAACAAAAUAUAAAAGUAAACAAAAUUAAAAGAUGUAUAUAAAGAUAUAUUCAA